UACUUUCAACGGGCCUACAUUUCCCAUGUUGCCCCGCGCUCACGGAAGUGCGUCAUGACGCGUGACCUUGGCGCUGUCGUUCACUCGGUGCAGCCGCAGAGAGGACGAGCAUGGCGAGCAAAGAGCCCGGAGGUUUUCUGCAGCAGCUGCGGCAGAUCGCAGGCAGGAUGUCGUCGGGCCCUCGCGGUGCAGGAAUCGGCCUUAAACUGCUGAUCGGUGCCGGAGCGCUCGCUUACGGAGUGAAGGAGGCAACAUACACAGUUGAAGGAGGUCAGAGAGCGAUCAUCUUCAACAGGAUCGGAGGGAUGCAGAUGGACACGGUUCUGGCUGAGGGACUCCACUUCAGGAUACCCUGGAUCCAGUAUCCCAUCAUCUACGACAUCAGAGCCAGACCCAGAAAGAUCUCGUCGCUCACCGGAAGCAAAGACCUUCAGAUGGUCAACAUCGCCCUGCGAGUUCUGUCCCGGCCGCUGGCGUCCAACCUGCCCGUCCUCUACCAGCACCUGGGUCAAGACUACGACGAGCGUGUCCUGCCCUCCAUCGUGAACGAGGUGCUGAAGAGCGUGGUGGCAAAGUUCAACGCUUCACAGCUCAUCACACAGAGAGCACAGGUCUCCCUGCUGAUCCGCAGAGAGCUGUUUGAGCGGGCCAAAGACUUCAACAUCAUCCUGGACGACGUGGCCAUCACAGAGCUCAGCUUCAGUCGAGAGUACACCGCCGCUGUGGAGGCCAAACAAGUCGCCCAGCAGGAGGCGCAGCGAGCUCAGUUUUACGUAGAAAAGGCCAAACAGGACCAGAGACAGAAGAUCAUCCAGGCUGAAGGAGAAGCUGAGGCUGCCAAGAUGCUGGGCGAGGCCGUGACGAAGAACCCAGGAUACCUGAAACUCAGGAAGAUCCGGGCGGCGCAGAACAUCGCCAAGACGAUGGCGCAGUCCCAAAACAAAGUGUACCUGACUGCUGACAGCCUGGUGCUCAACCUGCAGGACCGAGACAGCUUCAAUAUGAUGCAGAAGUAAGACGACGUCUCCGUCGGUGUGUCAUCAUUCCCCCUGCAGAGAAAAGUUCAUCAUGUUUCACUCAUUGUCCUCUCAGCUGCUGUCGGCUCUGCGUCAGGUUUUCAGGCUGGUCCAGCUUCAUCUUAAAACGUUAACACACAAAAACACUGCUUUUAUUUUGAAAGGUUCUUCUGAUGUAGGUAGAUGUACUCAUUCUUCUUCUUCUCGUUAACGGCCUCAAAAAAAAGUUUUAUUUAAAUAAGAAGUUCAGACGAGUCGAAGUUUCAUCCUGAGUUGGACUUGGACUAACUGUUUUUGUCUUUUUCUGUAUGUUUGAGUUUGUUCCAUGUUUUGGUUUCUGCAGUUCAUCGCGUGAUGCUGGACUGAAGUUACAAAAUAAAUCUCCAGUUUAUGAAUAAAAUGUGAAAAAUGAGACUUGACAUCAGAAGAAACUUCAACAACAACAAAGUUUGACAUGAUUUGUGACUUCAGUCUGGACGUUUGGUCUAAAUCUGACCCUGAUACUCUGCCUGAUCCUGUCCAAGUGAAGCUGUCUGUCUGUCCAUUUAAAAAAAAAAACCUGAUAGCAGUUCA
Larimichthys crocea (large yellow croaker) is the source of this 1589-nucleotide messenger RNA. RefSeq names its product prohibitin-2. The coding region runs from base 111 to 1016 and encodes 301 amino acids. Gene Ontology annotation, cellular component: membrane; mitochondrion. NCBI's taxonomy places the organism in Eukaryota, Metazoa, Chordata, Actinopteri, Sciaenidae. The transcript is spliced from 10 exons. Gene Ontology annotation, biological process: mitochondrion organization. The record is from RefSeq and is a predicted model, not a curated record.